Molecule: messenger RNA, 1824 nt
Organism: Brugia pahangi
Lineage: Eukaryota; Metazoa; Nematoda; Chromadorea; Rhabditida; Onchocercidae
Source: the annotation of a GenBank genome assembly
AUGAAAAUGCAGCAGUCAAAACAGCAAGAAGGAUAUUAUGCUGUAUAUGUCCCGUCACCAGACGGGUUAUCUGGUGAAGGUGCCGUAUUCACAACCUUGAGGGAAGCAUCCAGUUUUGCGAACACGCCGGAAAGUAAAACAAAGGGUGCUCGUUUCAAGCGCUUUAAAGAUCAGGUUGACGCAAAAAAAUAUGCCAAAAAUGGUGAUAUGUUUUGUAAAAGCCCAGAAAUAUCAGUUAAAAGUCAAUCCACAGGAGAGCCAACUUCAUCUUUUCCAUCCGUAUCUCGAAUUAUGUUCAAUCGUUUGAAAAAGGCAAUCGAAUCAAAGGACGACGAAUUAUUCUUGGAAAUGGCUUUGCAGAAUCCACGUUAUCUAAUCAAUAUCGGAAGUGAUACACCAACAAUCGUAGUUGAAGGUUUUCGUUAUAAUGCUAUGCAUCUUGCAGCUAAAGUUGGUAAUUUACACGUUGCCAAAUAUGUUCUUCAUCUUGUCUGCGAUAGUCAAGUGUUGCUUGCUUUAUACGGGACGUCGGAAGAUGAUGUUAAGAUGCGCUCACGUUUACUUCUUGACUGUUAUCUCAAUAUGCCUGAUAAGGGUUCACACGAUACACCAUUACAUUUUGCAUCUAAAUUUGGGCACUAUAAUCUGGUUGAACUGUUUUUAAGUUAUAGCAUAUGCCAAAAAAAUCCUAUUAACAAGAUGGGUUUUACUCCUGCUCAAAUUUGUUGCACAAGAUAUGUUGGCUGUGAUAAGAAAAAUCUCUGUGCUGUAAUGAUAUCACUUUUCCUCUGUUUCUUUGUUGCACUUUAUCGUCCAACGGAUAAUUAUUAUUCAAUAAUUAUCCAACUUCUCGAUGAAACACCACCCAAUACACUUCCAGAUGAUGCACCUGGAUCUUUCGUAUGCAUGUCAGCUUUUGAAACAUACGAACUUGCAGCUUACGCUGGACCAUUCGCCGAUAAAGCUGUGGCACAGGAGUUUUGUGAAACAUGGAAAAUAGAAGAAAGAGAUUGUCGUAGGUUGUAUCCUCGGAAAGGUGCUGAACGUGUUGGACGUUGUCUUGCUAAUAAAUAUAAAAUAACUUGGAUGGAACGCUGGAGUUUUUGCAAUAAAUUGCUUGAUUUCCAAUCCUACUCAGGAUUGGAAGAAUUAAAUCGCCACCUUGUGAAUAUUAGAUUGCAUCCACCGGCUUGUUUAAUUCGCACUAUGAACUGUGAUUGCGAUAACGAUUCUGUGGUUUUUUCGGGUGUAUGUGAUACCGCGUUAAAUGAUCAAAGGAGUGAAAACGAUGACUGUAAAACCGAUGAUUUACCUAACAUAUCGCUAGUUCAUUUUAGUCAAAUUACUGAAUUUACUGAACUGGAAAUUCUUUCCACUAAUCGUUUUAAGAAGUUUUCAAAUCUUCAUUUGGAUUCAUCAUCAUCAUCUGAAACACUUUUGAAUUCAGGCGACUAUAUAUCUAAAGACUAUGUUUCCUUCGCGGAAAAUCUUAUGACCUCCGAAUCGCCCUUGACUUCAGAUUUGAAUAUUGUUAUUUCACCUGCUCAGCUUGAGCAGACUAACAGUAACAACGAACGAAAUGACUCUAUUGAUUUUGAUUAUUAUACACCACCAUCAUCGCCGGAGCCAAUUUAUAUUUAUGAAGGGAUUCCAUCGAAGGAUGAUGAGGAACUAGUAACUGCGCUUUCCCUGGUCGAUCCGCACCUGAUUGAGCGUUUUGGUGCGGUUUUUGAAUAUAUGCGACAUGUGCGCAACGUGCCGGAAGCGGAGCGUUCUCAUUGGCCAUUCACCGAUUCACCACGUGCGAAAAGACGCAGAAUGUAG